AUGACGCCUCGCCAAGGUGAGUGCUUCACCGAGUUCUUGUUGCGUCUAAGACAACAAGCCAGCAAGUGCUCGUUCGGAACAACCAAGAUUGAAAUCCAGGAGAUCUGCAUUGCGGAUAAAAUAAUUGAUGCCUGGGCUAAGGCCACGUUUAAAAAGAAGCUACUGGAAUCGGAGCUGAAGCUGGAGGAGAUAAUAAAUAUGUGCACCAUUGAAGAACAAGUGAACCAGCAGUCAGAGGCAAUGCUGAUCCAGCCGGAUACCAAGAUUGUAAAGAAAAUCGCGGUUCAGUCAAGGAGACAAGACAAAAGGCAGCGUAGCACACCAUAUGAGUAUCAACGCAAGCGACCGCGAACCUCGCAGUCCCACGUGCACGCCAUCGAUGAGGAAGAGACUAAAAGUCAGGGCGGCCAGGGUUGGUCAAACUGUUUUAAAGUGAUUAGCGAGCCAGGAGGAGAAGAAACCGUGUCAUGCCUAGUUGGGGGAUCCCACCUGCAGAUGAUCAUUGACUCAGGAUCGCGGUACAAUCUGAUAAGCCACGGCGAUUGGCUGCGAUUGAAUCGUAAACAGGCGACGGUGUUUAAUAUUCGCACCACUUCGGCUACCCAGUUCAAAGCUUAUGCGUCGGACGAGACGCUGAGAGUGGUUAACGUCUUUGAAGCCCCGAUUAGAGUUCAAGAAAGACCAGAAAUUAUUGCCACAUUUUAUGUAAUCGAAAAUGGGAGACAAUCGUUACCGGGUCGAGACACAGCCGUGCAACUCAACGUCCUAAAACUUGGCUUAAACGUAAAUAGAGUGGAAGCUCACACAUGUUUUCCCAAAUGGAAAGCAUCACCUGUGAGACUGGCCAUUGACCACAAUGUGAGACCAGUGCAGCAGCCAAUGCGCAGAUUCCCGACUGCGUUAGAGGACCAAAUCGCAGAAAGGAUAAACCAGGCGGUGCAGCAAGAUAUCAUAGAACCAGUUCGUGGACCGAGCCCAUGGAUUUCGCCAGUGGUAGCUGCAUUUAAAGGGAACGGAGAAAUAAGGCUAUGUCUGGAUAUGCGAAGAGCGAAUCUAGCCAUCUCAAGAGAGAAUCACCCACUGCCAACAUUCGACAUGUUUAUGACCAAGCUUCGAGAGGCAAAAUACUUUUCUAGGCUGGAUCUGAGAAAUGCCUAUCACCAAUUGGAGCUCGACGAAUCGAGUCGGCAGAUCACUACAUUUAUUACACACAAGGGACUAUUUCGUUACAAAAGAUUAUUCUUUGGGGUUAACUCGGCCCCAGAAAUAUUCCAGAGGCGGCUGGAAGAAUUGCUAGUAGGCUGUUCAAAUGCUCUUAACUAUAUUGACGAUGUCAUCGUUUUUGGCAAAAACGAGGAGGAGCACGACAAGGCACUGAAAGCAGUUCUGAAAAUCUUUGAUGCCCACAACGUGGUGCUGAACGAACAGAAAUGUGUGUAUAAAACUAAUAAACUCAAAUUCCUAGGUCACAUUCUGUCGGACCAUGGUAUUGAAGCGGAUCCAGAGAAGGUAAAAGUGAUCGCAGGCUUCCGGGCCCCGAAAACUAAGGAGGAGACAAGAAGUUUUCUAGGUCUCGUAACAUACGUUGGGAAAUUUAUACCAGAUCUAGCCAACACGACUGAGCCAUUGAGAAGAUUAAUAAAGGCAAACACCACAUUCGAAUGGAGCGUCAAGGAACAACGAGCUUUCGAUAUCUUGAAGAAGCAAGUCGUCGAAGUAACAAAUCUGUCAUAUUUUAAUAAAAAUUUUCGUACGUGUCUCAUAGCCGAUGCAAGCCCGGUGGCAUUGGGAGCCGUUCUAGUGCAGAUUGAUGACAGCAACGUGCAUCAUAUCGUAUCGUUCCCCAAAAAAGGGGUACCAAAGUCACUAACCAUAUCGGAAAUCAUGGACAAAAGUAUGCAGGACGAGGAAAUAAUUGAUACAAUGACCUGCCUUAGCACCAACUCAUGGGAGGCAAACGCAUCCAGUCCAUAUUAUCCAUUCCGAUGGGAGCUAUCGGCAGUUGGCAAUGUACUUUUACACGGAACCAAAAUAGUCAUACCAACAAUGCUACGAUCUCAAGUGCUCGAGCUAGCCCACGAGGGUCAUCCGGGCGAAUCUGCUAUGAAACGGAGACUACGACCGAGAAGCAGAAAGUUUUGUCAAGGCCUGUAG
Drosophila mojavensis is the source of this 2154-nucleotide messenger RNA. RefSeq lists its product as uncharacterized. The record is from RefSeq and is a predicted model, not a curated record. NCBI's taxonomy places the organism in Eukaryota, Metazoa, Arthropoda, Insecta, Diptera, Drosophilidae. Bases 1 to 2154 code for a protein of 717 amino acids. The transcript has 3 exons.